This is a messenger RNA of Penicillium daleae, 1767 nucleotides long. RefSeq names its product CocE/NonD family hydrolase. The record is from RefSeq and is a predicted model, not a curated record. The transcript has a single exon. The coding region runs from base 1 to 1767 and encodes 588 amino acids. Gene Ontology annotation, molecular function: dipeptidyl-peptidase activity. Lineage: Eukaryota; Fungi; Ascomycota; Eurotiomycetes; Eurotiales; Aspergillaceae.
AUGACCGUCAAGUUCAAUGUCGACGUCCCUUGCCAGGAGCUGAAGGAGCCGGAGAUAGGCCAUGGAGGAUACCAAGAACUCCGCCCACGCACCGAAAUCCUCUCAAGUGGCAGUGUGACUGCGCCUGGACGACGAGCUCUGUCUUGCGAUAUCCUUGUGGAACACGAUGUUGCAAUCACCAUGAGAGACGGGUGCAAGCUCUACGCUGACAUCUACCGACCCCCAACCGCCCCAGAGAGAUCGGUGCCAGCAAUUCUAUGCUGGAGUCCAUUCGGCAAGAAAUUCAAUGGCAUUGAUUCACUGGAGCUCAUGACACCUUGGAACCUGGGUAUCCCCGAUGGGACAUUGAGUGGACUGGAGAAGUUCGAAGCUCCGGACCCUGCUGAAUUCGUUGAUCGUGGAUAUGCCAUCAUCAAUGUUGACUCCCGCGGAGCCUUUGAUUCUGAAGGGAUAAUGGCUAUCAUGGGAACGCAGGAAGCCGAGGACGGAUAUGACACUAUCGAAUACCUCGCAAAGCUUCCAUGGUGCAACGGAAACGUCGGUAUGGCAGGCAAUUCCCAUCUGGCGAUUAUCCAGUGGUUUGUCGCAGCUUUGCAGCCUCCGUCGCUAAAGGCGAUCGCUCCCUGGGAGGGCUGUGGUGAUUUGUACCGGGAGCAAUUUGCUCGCGGUGGAAUUUAUGGCGGAGAUUUGUUUGAUCAUCUCAUUAUCAAGUACAUGCUGCGCGGACGCAAUGGCAUGGAGAGUUUCCGGAAGAUGUUCGAUCAGCACCCUCUCGCGAAUGACUGGUGGAAAGACAAGAGACCCGACAUGAAGAAGAUCAAUAUCCCCACGUAUAUUACGGGCACAUACACCAACACCAUGCACGGUAUGGGCGCUAUUCGGGGGUGGCUCGAGGUCAACUCGCCCAACAAGUGGCUUCGCUGGCACCCGUACCAGGAAUGGUACGACAUCUGGGGCAACCAAGAAGGACGACUGGAGCUGUUGUCUUUCUUCGAUCGAUACUUGAAGGGCAUUGAGAAUGACUGGGAGUCAACCCCGCGAGUGCGUAUGUCCGUCCUGAAAUAUGGAGAGAAAGAGCCGCUGGCCAACUUGGUUGAAGACGACUUCCCACUCCCCCGCACCAACUAUCGGAAGGCAUACUUGACUGCAGACGGAGCCUUGAGCCUGGAUCAGCCCGCCCCCAGUUCUGGAUCUGUUUCGUAUAACUCCGAAGAUGCAAAGGACAGGGCAACCUUCACGUAUAAAUUCAGCGAGCGAACGCAGAUUGUCGGAAUGCCCAAAGCCGUACUCUGGAUGCGCAACGACGACUUCGACGAUAUGGACGUGUUCCUUGUCUUGAACAAGCUGUCAGCUUCAGGAGAGCUGUUGCUCAACCUUAACAUCCCCUGGACCAACCUCCCCGUCUCAAAAAUCGCCGAUAUCCCCGAGGACAAGCGCACCGAGGUUAUCCUGUACCAAGGCCCCACAGGUAUUCUGCGAGCAUCGAACCGGACCAUUGACCCCUCACGCUCGAUGCAUGAGAAUUGGCCCUUCUACACGCAUGAGAAAGAAGAAAAGGUCGAGCCGGGGACUGUGGUGUGUCUGGAGAUUGGCAUCUGGUGUAUGGGUAUCGAGUUCGAGGAAGGCGAGAGCUUGCAGCUCAGUGUCAGUGGGCGUUAUCAAGGAUUCUCGAACUUUGGAACGAGCGAGCAUGUGCGGAAUAAUGGACAGCACUGGAUUCAUGCUGGGGGGAAGUAUGAUAGCCACCUGGUGCUGCCAUUUGUGUAG